CUUUAAGUUCGACAACCCGCCGCCAUGCAUCAACAUGAGGAGCAUGAGAAGUGCGGACAGUGCGUCCGUCACAAACAGUGCGCAAAGCCCACCUUCACGCCGCGGUACCUUCUGAAACGACAAGCAGUAAGUGGCAGUUCCGACGGAGGGGCGGGCACGGCGUCGGCAUCUAAGGGGUCUGGAGAAAUACCACAGCAACAACCCAAACCGACACAUUUUGUGUGUAUCCAAAUGAAUAACAAGAAGCUUCAAGAAUCAUUGAUGAAGGUUGAGGAUGACAUCGUAGAAAAGUACAAAAGCAAUUGCAAAGUUGACCUCUCAAGCAUCGUAAAAUCCCCUUCUGCAUAUCACAUCACUUUGAUGGCGGCCAAAAUCGAAAACGACAAGGUGUUGGAAAGGGCCAAAGAGGCUUUAGAUAAUUGUUACGAGACACAACUGAUGAAGUUUGAAAAUGAUCCGCUUACAGUGAAAAUGCAGGGAAUAGACGACUUUAGUGGAGAAAUUGUCUUUGCUAAAGUGAAACCCACACCAGAAAAGGGAAUUCUAGGCGAAAUAUCAAAGGCAGUGAGAGCAACCUUCAAACAGGCGUCAGUAAAACCAUUUGAAGACCGACCUUUCAUCCCACAUAUUACCAUUUUGCAUUUGUAUCCACACAUGAAAUAUGAGCUCGGUUUACGGAAAAUAGACCCGAAGUGUUAUGAGCCGUACAGGGAGAUGUACUUUGGCCAAAAAAAGAUCACCAGCGUGCAGCUGUGUAAAAUGGGCCGACCAAAACACGAACCUUAUUAUGAAAUUGCACACGAAGUUUUCUUUUGAAAUGUUGGAUGAUAUAGGUCUAUAGGUCUAAGUGAGUUAGAUGAAUAUUCAAAGAAUGACGUACUUUGUUUCCAGAGGAACAAAGGUGAAUCAAAUGAAAACGAAUAAUCAUUUUAAGUGAAUAAUUGAGUUAAUCAAUGUGU
Messenger RNA from Lingula anatina, 959 nucleotides. Its product is annotated as A-kinase anchor protein 7. NCBI's taxonomy places the organism in Eukaryota, Metazoa, Brachiopoda, Lingulata, Lingulida, Lingulidae. The record is from RefSeq and is a predicted model, not a curated record. Gene Ontology annotation, molecular function: protein kinase A regulatory subunit binding. Gene Ontology annotation, cellular component: cytosol.